CCGAAGGUUUUAUAAAACAACAAAACAUGCUUCAACGGUGAACUCUCUGACGCAUUUUAUCGAACACCUUGUAGGUAUGUGUUGUUUCUCUUUCUUUUUACUAACUCUGCUUCUGCUCAUGUACGCAUAUUGCUUCCUUCGACUCAAACCCACUUCACCCAAUCAUCCUUCACAUAACCACCCUCAAUUUUCUGUUCCAGAAAUCAAUUAGGGUUACAUUAACCAUGUAUAAGUACAAAAACAUCCACCGUUCAUUAUCAUUGCUUUCAAGAACUUAUGAAACAAUAGUUCCAUUUCAACAUGUUAAUCCGUCAAAACCCAUGUUCAAUCACCCAAUUAAACCCGUUAAUUCCCCACUAUUUUUCUGUUCCUCAACUUUAGGACCUUAUGAACAUGAUGAAAUUGAAUUUAGAAACUGUACUGAAACCCUAGGUUUAGUUAAAGAUUCUGUCGAAAAAAUUGAACUUGAAAGAGGGGUUGGAUUGAUAAUGAACAUAAUCGGGCCACCAGGUCGAGAUUAUGCAGCUGUGAGGAACAAUCUUGAACAAUGUAAUGCAUCGGUUUCACCAGAACUGGUAACCGAAAUUCUUUCGCGGGUUAGGAACGAUUGGAAAGCGGCGUUUACGUUCUUUCGGUGGGCCGGGAAACAACCGGGUUACACGCAUUCGUUACGCCAGUACCAUUGCGUGAUCGCGAUAUUGGGUAAAAUGAGACGGUUCAAUGCCGCGUGGGCUUUGGUUAAUGAGAUGAAUAAAAGCGAGAAGUCAAUGGUGAGUCAACAGACAUUGUUGAUCAUGAUCCGAAAGUAUUCCGCUGUUCAUGAUGUGGAUAAGGCUGUCAAGACGUUUAACGCGUUUAAUCGGUUUAAUCUGCAAGCUGGUGUUCAUGAGUUUCAUGAUCUUUUGAUAGCGCUUUGUCGAUGCAAAAACGUUAAAGAAGCGGAGGGUUUGAUGAAGGGUAACAAAGAUGUUUACCCGUUAACGACUAAAAGUUUUAACAUUAUUCUUAACGGAUGGUGUAACGUGGUGUGUAGUCCGCGCGAGGGGCGGAGGAUAUGGUGGGAGAUGUGUAACGAAAGGAUCCCGCGUGAUGUUAUAUCGUAUUCGACGAUCAUAACGUGCUAUUCGAAAUGCAACGAGACGAAAGAAGUGAUCAAGAUUUUCAACGAGUUGAAAGCGUCGGGUGUCAAUCCGGAUAUACGGAUAUAUAACGGUGUGAUUCACGCGUUUUCGAAAUCCGGGCUUGAAAAAGACGCGCGUGAGCUGAUGAACGAAAUGAAAGAAAACGGGAUUCGUCCGAAUGCGAUUACUUACAACUCUAUGAUCAUGCCGUUUUGUAAAAAGGGAAAAACUUCGGACGCAUAUAAGUUGUUCGAUGAAAUGCUGCAAAGAAAGUUGGUGCCUACAGUUCAAACAUACCAAGCUUUUUUUCGUGCGUCAAGAACGUCUAAAGAAGCGUUGUCGAUCUUGCAAAAGAUGAAUGAAAUGGGAUGUUGUAUGGAUCAUGAUACAUACGCGUUGUUGAUCAGAAAGUUGUGUCGAUGGGGUAGGUUUGAGGAAGUGUGGAAGCUAUGGAACGAGAUGAUUAGUAGCGGGCUAGACCAUGAUAGGAGUUCAUAUGUGGCGUUGGUAAACGGGCUUUUUUUGAACGGGAAGUUGGAGGAGGCGUAUAAGUAUCAAGUAGAAAUGAAGUCGAAAGGUUUGUUGCCUGAGCCUGUGAUAGAAGAAACGUUGCAAGCUUGGAUGGCGGCCAAGCAGACCACAGAGCGGUCAAUGGUUGACUCGAAAACCAAAUGUAGUGACGCGUAACCUGAUCUUUAAACUGAACUUUUAUAUUAUAUAUAUAUAUAUAUAUAAUUAUGAUAUUCGAGUUUUUAAAAA
Helianthus annuus (common sunflower) is the source of this 1880-nucleotide messenger RNA. RefSeq names its product pentatricopeptide repeat-containing protein At5g15010, mitochondrial. The record is from RefSeq and is a predicted model, not a curated record. Lineage: Eukaryota; Viridiplantae; Streptophyta; Magnoliopsida; Asterales; Asteraceae. The transcript has a single exon. Bases 225 to 1808 code for a protein of 527 amino acids. Gene Ontology annotation, molecular function: protein binding.